GCCCCGCGCGGGCCACGCAGGCCGCGGGCACGUGAGAGACGCUGCGCGUGAGCGCGCUCCCUCCUGAGGGGAAAGCCGUGCGUGUGAGCGGGACCUGGAGCGUGAGGGGAAUUGCAGAAGUGUAAGGGCUGAGUGUGUGAGGAAAGACGCCGCGUGUGUGUGUGUUUGUGUGAGAGAAAGAGAGAGAGUUGGUCUGAGGGUGACUCUGAGUGUGCGAGACGCGGAGUGUGAAGGUGACGCUGUGUGUGAGAAGAGACCCUGGGCGUGAGCAUGACUCCCAUGAGUGGGCGAGAGACGGAGAGAGGAGAUGGUGAGAGGCCGUGAGUGUGAGAGAGACCGCGGUCAGAGUGGCCCCGAGUGUGGCCCUGGGAACACGAGAGAGAGCGCAUGUGGGUCUCAUUCUGGGAAAGAACCUGUGCUGCGUGGGAGAGAUUCAAACUGAGCAAGGCUCACGGGGCAAGACUGAGCAUGUGAGCGCCUGAGCCGAGCUCUCUGGGAGGCCCUGGGGGGCGGACAGGCUCCUGUUGGACUUGGAGUCUAGCCUGUUGAAGGGAGGACGGUGUGCUCGGCUUAGUGUCUUCAUAUCCCGUCAUCUUGUUGGAUCAUCUCAUGUUAAAUGGAAGACGAUAUUUGUGAAGCAUUCAGAGAACUCUUCACUAAGCACUGAGGAAACUGUCCGGGCACCACUUGUGUUAUAGGCAGUGAUAAGCAGGAAUCAAUAUUUAAUUUAACAUUUGUUUUUGGAUACCUCUGUGUGCACUGGUCUGUGCUUGGUAAAAAGAAUUCAAUCUCUGUCUGCCCUUGAUGGGGGCAAAAAAAAAAAAAAAAUACUGCCAACAAAUCUAGCGCCCGGUGGCAGAAAGUUCAGCCAACUGCUGCUUAUCUCUCAGGACUGAUGCCUGAUUUUGAAGAUCUGGGAGGAACAGACUUUUGAAAACCUAGAUUAAUUCGACAAGACAGACACUUGGAAUUAGGUCUGACUGGGGAGACUUCAUUUUCUUCUUUAUGCCUGACCAUUUAUGAUGAAGUGGCUUGUGAAAGUGUGAUGGUUGCUUAUUUCCUCACAGAUCUGUCAGUUUUUGCUUCAUGUAUUUUGAAGCUAUCCUGUUGGAGGAGAUACACUUUCAGAAUUUUCUUCUUGUGGUUCCAUCGUUCUCCUCCUGCCACAGAGCACUUUCGAAAAACAAAGGUUGAACAGGCAAGCAGCAGUGUGGGAAGUAAGGCUGUAGUAAACACAGGUGAAAGAAGCAGUUGCCAUGGAAGCCAGGGAGCUGGAGAGUCCCACACCCACAUACCAUCUCGUUCCUGAGGCCAGCCAGCCUAGGGAGGAAGAAGGUGACCGCAUGCUGCCUCAGCAGGCCACAGAAACUAUGCAGCUGAAGAAGGAGAUCUCUCUGCUGAAUGGCGUCAGCUUGGUGGUGGGCAACAUGAUCGGCUCAGGAAUCUUCGUCUCACCCAAGGGCGUGCUGGUCUACACUGCCUCCUAUGGGUUGUCACUGGUCAUCUGGGCUAUUGGUGGGCUUUUUUCCGUUGUGGGUGCCCUUUGCUAUGCAGAACUGGGGACCACCAUCACCAAAUCUGGAGCCAGCUACGCUUAUAUUCUUGAGGCCUUUGGGGGCUUCAUUGCUUUUAUCCGCCUCUGGGCCUCACUGCUAAUUGUUGAGCCCACUGGUCAGGCCAUCAUCGCUAUCACCUUUGCCAACUACAUCAUCCAACCUUCCUUUCCCACCUGUGAGCCCCCGUACCUCGCCUGCCGUCUCCUCGCUGCAGCCUGCAUGUGUCUGCUGACAUUUGUGAACUGUGCCUACGUCAAGUGGGGCACACGUGUGCAGGACAUGUUCACUUACGCCAAGGUCCUGGCACUCAUUGCCAUCAUUGUCAUGGGCCUUGUUAAACUGUGCCAGGGACACUCUGAGCACUUUCAGGAUGCCUUUAAGGGUUCCUCCUGGGAUGUGGGAAACCUCUCUCUUGCCCUCUACUCUGCCCUCUUCUCUUACUCAGGUUGGGACACCCUUAAUUUUGUAACAGAAGAAAUCAAAAACCCAGAAAGAAAUUUGCCCCUGGCCAUUGGGAUUUCUAUGCCAAUUGUGACGCUCAUCUACAUCCUGACCAACGUGGCCUAUUACACAGUGCUGAGCAUUUCUGAUGUCCUUGGCAGUGAUGCUGUGGCUGUGACAUUUGCUGACCAGACGUUUGGUAUGUUUAGCUGGACCAUUCCCAUUGCUGUUGCCCUGUCCUGUUUUGGGGGCCUCAACGCAUCUAUCUUCGCUUCAUCAAGGUUGUUCUUUGUGGGCUCCCGUGAGGGCCACCUCCCGGAUCUCCUGUCCAUGAUCCACGUUGAGCGUUUCACACCUAUCCCUGCUUUACUGUUUAACUGCACCAUGACACUCAUCUACCUCACUGUGGAGGAUGUUUUCCUGCUCAUCAACUACUUCAGUUUCAGCUACUGGUUCUUUGUGGGCCUUUCUGUCGCUGGACAGCUCUAUCUUCGCUGGAAAGAGCCUGAUCGGCCACGACCUCUCAAGCUGAGCCUGUUUUUUCCCAUCGUGUUCUGCGUAUGCUCCUUGUUUCUGGUGAUCGUGCCCCUCUUCAGUGACACCGUCAAUUCCCUCAUUGGCAUUGGAAUCACCCUCUCUGGGGUCCCUGUCUACUUCCUGGGUGUUUAUCUGCCAGAGUCUCGGAGGCCACUCUUUAUUCAGAACGUCCUUGCUGCUAUCACCAAAGUCACCCAGAAGCUUUGCUUUUGCGUCCUGACUGAGCUAGAUGUAGCUGAAGAGAGACAGGUUGAGAGGAAAACUGAGUAGAGGCCAGAGGUGAUAUCCCCCAAGGCCUGGAAGGCUGCUACCUGUGGCCACAGCCACCAAAGUCCAGAUUACAAGACUGUGUGGACCCAACCCUUUUGUGCUAAAGGAGGGCUGUUGGCCCACAUUAUGUAAGGGGGCUCAGGGCUGAUGGCCUGCUCAGGUGUUCACUCUCAUCGGUAAGCUAUGGGAGGAAUCUCAGGGUUUGGGGCCAGCCUGAAGGUGGGGACUUCAGAGGGUGGUGGUGGGAAGAGGACUUGGGCAGUAGGGAAAGGGUGGUUCAGUUUUGUUCUGGUGAGUAGGUACAGCCCUUCCAAACACUUACUUGGUGAGUUGCACUGGGGGAAGAGGGAGUGCUAGGUUAACAGCUGCGGCUGUUGGUUUCUGAAUUUGACAUUUGAACCAGUUUCUCUGAAGGGGCUGCUCUAUGGGAAGUUUUCCUCUGACCAGGUCCAAGCACCUGACUUUAGAGGUCUGAAAUGCUACCAUUUCUUCCUCUGGCUCAGAAUCCUUCCUUGGGGAGAGGGUUGUCUUCCAUUAUUUAUUGAUAUUAUUUAAUCCAGAAUACCAGUUCCAGCAAAGCAUUUGUCUUCAUUAAUUUACAGGAUGUAAUAGGCUGGUUGUAUUUAAAAAUUGAAAGUACCCCAAAGUGAGUCCCUCUAACCUUAGAGGUAUCUAUGUGGUGGUUGGUGAGACUCUGACCACAGAUUUUUUUUGCUUAGUUUUAGCACAGUCUUCUGUAAAGAUUUUUUUUUUUUUACUCCUGUACCAGUUACACUUUAGUAUGUAGAUAGGCCACAUGUUAACAAUCACCUGGCUCAAGUCCAGCAAGGACAGAUGAACAAAUGCAAGAGUCAGAAGCCUGGUAAAACUGCUACUUUGAAGGCUAAUCUUUAUUUUACUUGAGACCUUAGUUCUUUGCUCUAGUUGGCAAAUCCCUGGUUUCUGGUAUGAAGUCUAAGAAGGCAGAAACUAUCCUAGGAUUCGGUGAGUCACUUGAAUUCUUUCAGCUGUCAAUGGCUUAGAGACAAUUUCCGGGACCCAAGCUGACAAGUAAGUUGUUCCUCUCUGUAAGGGCUGCUAUGAGGGACUGCUGUGCAGACCCAUGCAAGCCCAUUGUGGUGCUAGAAGCGGUCAUUUUCCUGGAAACCUCACAUCAGGCUGCAUCCUCCUCCUUGUCCCCGACACCAGGCUUUGUUUACAUUCUGAGCCACCUUGGUGUGGGUCAUCGGGACAAUGCACUCCUCUUCUGCCUGCCUCCCCUUGCCUGAGGUUUGGGGGGGCUGCAGUCUCAAGAAGAGCUUGGUACUUGUGGGAACUUGUUUUCUCCCUGUGGACAUCAGUGACGACUGUGGAAUAAAGCUGCUUCAACCUCCA
Budorcas taxicolor (takin) is the source of this 4178-nucleotide messenger RNA. RefSeq names its product solute carrier family 7 member 6 (gene SLC7A6). Bases 1257 to 2804 code for a protein of 515 amino acids. NCBI's taxonomy places the organism in Eukaryota, Metazoa, Chordata, Mammalia, Artiodactyla, Bovidae. The transcript is spliced from 14 exons. Gene Ontology annotation, biological process: amino acid transmembrane transport. The record is from RefSeq and is a predicted model, not a curated record. Gene Ontology annotation, cellular component: membrane. Gene Ontology annotation, molecular function: L-amino acid transmembrane transporter activity.